This is a messenger RNA of Colletotrichum orchidophilum, 1245 nucleotides long. RefSeq names its product DnaJ domain-containing protein. Gene Ontology annotation, cellular component: cytoplasm. The coding region runs from base 1 to 1245 and encodes 414 amino acids. The record is from RefSeq and is a predicted model, not a curated record. NCBI's taxonomy places the organism in Eukaryota, Fungi, Ascomycota, Sordariomycetes, Glomerellales, Glomerellaceae. Gene Ontology annotation, molecular function: Hsp70 protein binding. Gene Ontology annotation, biological process: protein refolding. The transcript is spliced from 2 exons.
AUGUACCUCCGAGGGGCAGCACUCGUGCUGUUGCUCCUAUGCCUCGUCCAGCUGACCCUCUGCGCCGAGGACUAUUACAACCUCCUAGGCAUCAGCAAGACGGCCUCGGAUCGUGAGAUCAAAUCCGCCUACCGCAAACUGAGCAAGAAAUACCACCCCGACAAGAACCCAGGUGACGACAGCGCAAAAGACAAGUUUGUCGAAGUCUCAGAGGCCUACGAAGCUCUCAUCGACCCCGAAAGCCGCAAAAUCUACGACCAGUACGGCCACGAGGGCCUGAAGCAGCAGCAGCAGAACGGCGGCGGCCACCGCCACGACCCCUUUGACGUCUUCUCCCGCUUCUUCGGCGGUGGCGGCCACUUUGGCGGCCAUGGCCAGCGCCGCGGCCAGGACGUCAACGUCCGCAUCGGCAUCUCUAUCCGCGACUUUUACAACGGCAUCAACACCGAGUUCCAGUGGGACAAGCAGCACAUCUGCGAGGACUGCGACGGCACCGGCUCGUCGGACGGCAAAGUAGACACCUGCGGCGUCUGCGGCGGCCGCGGCGUGCGCAUCGUCAAGCAUCAGCUCGCUCCCGGCAUGUUCCAGCAGGUCCAGAUGCAGUGCGAUGCCUGCGGCGGCCGCGGCCAGGAGAUCAAGCACAAGUGCCACACGUGCGGCGGCGCGCGCGUCGUGAGGAAGCCCACGACGGUGCAGCUUACCGUCGCCCGCGGCGCGGGCCGCGACAGCCAGAUCGUCUACGAGAACGAGGCGGACGCGAGCCCGGAUUACGUCGCUGGAAACCUCAUCGUCACCCUCUCCGAAAAGGAGCCCGACCUGGCGCAGGACAACCCGGACCACGUGGACGGCAUCUUUUUCCGCCGCAAGGACAACGACCUGUACUGGACCGAGGUACUUUCGCUGCGCGAGGCGUGGAUGGGCGACUGGACGCGGAACCUGACGCACCUCGACGGCCACGUCGUGCGGCUGUCGCGCGAUCGGGGCGGCGUCGUGCAGCCGGGCCACAUCGAGACAGUCAAGGGCGAGGGUAUGCCAAUCUUCCACGAGGACGGCGACAGCGUGUACCACAAGACGGAGUUUGGCAACCUGUACGUCGACUAUGUCGUCGUGCUUCCCGACCAGAUGGAGUCGGGCAUGGAAAAGGAAUUUUGGAGCGUCUUCCAAAAGUGGCGGGGUAAGGUCGGCGUCGACUUGCAAAAGGACAGCGGGCGGCCAGAGAAGCCUGCGGUGCACGACGAAUUAUGA